AUGAUCUUGCUCUACAAGAAAGGCGAAGCCUCACAACUGUCCAACUGGCGAUUUGCGGCUGGUCGACAUAUUGCCGACAAUGGCAUGGUCCUAAACAAUCUACGUGACUACUGCAGGAACAGGAAGCUGAAGCAUGUCGGAGUUCUACUGGACUAG
Linnemannia hyalina is the source of this 156-nucleotide messenger RNA. The record is from the annotation of a GenBank genome assembly. NCBI's taxonomy places the organism in Eukaryota, Fungi, Mortierellomycota, Mortierellomycetes, Mortierellales, Mortierellaceae.